This is a messenger RNA of Pararge aegeria (speckled wood butterfly), 855 nucleotides long. RefSeq lists its product as uncharacterized. The record is from RefSeq and is a predicted model, not a curated record. NCBI's taxonomy places the organism in Eukaryota, Metazoa, Arthropoda, Insecta, Lepidoptera, Nymphalidae. Bases 259 to 840 code for a protein of 193 amino acids. Gene Ontology annotation, molecular function: metal ion binding. The transcript is spliced from 4 exons.
UUUUCGAACUUUUAAAGGUUUUGAUUUCUUAGUUUUGGUUACUCAAAAAUUUAACUAUUUGUUUACUUUUGUGUCACGGUUAUUAUUAUUUGCUGUUAAUUAAGACAUACGUUAUUCGAUAAAUACAAAGAACUAUAGUGCCUUUGUUUAAAUUUAAAACUACAUGAGGACUUCUUUUAAAUUGUUAACUGAAGUGUAGCGUAUAUUUUUCACACCAGCAUUGCCUUUGGAAAUAGUACGAUUAUCAGAGAAUAAAACAUGAACGCUUUAUUAGAUUAUGGCACAUCUAGUGGAAGCGAAGACGAAAGCGCCGACGAAGAAAAGCCAAAAUCGGAAGAUCAAAAAGACAGUGAGAAGCCUAAGCUUCCAAAGCCAGCGAUUGGGGAGAACAGUCUCCAUACUUCAGUGUUUUCAAAUCCGUUUGCUGAGGCGGAACUUGCCAAAGCUGCAAUACUUGAAAAACAUGUUAAAAUGGUUCCAGGUAAAGACAAUACCCAAAUGAUUAAUGGCAAGAAGAUAUGCUGGAACUACAGAAAAGGGAGAUGUCGAUUUGGGCACAACUGCAAAUAUGCUCAUGAUUCUGAUAUUCAAAAGACUAAUGAAGAAUUGGAGGUUGAAAAACAGAAAUUUAAAUCUGUAGUAUGUGAAGGAUCUGGUACGAUGACAUCUGCCCCUCCACCACAGGUUGAGCUUGAAGUCUCCUCGCCAACACAUGACGACUUUUGGGAGGGCAAAGCUGGCCAGAAGAAAAAGCGGCCUGGCCUAUCUCAAGGUCUCAUACCAGGAAAGAAGGUCAUUAAAAUGUAUAAGGAACAAAAGCUCAAUGAUAUUAGAAAAUAAAAGUAACAAUAAAUA